This is a messenger RNA of Arabis nemorensis, 1182 nucleotides long. NCBI's taxonomy places the organism in Eukaryota, Viridiplantae, Streptophyta, Magnoliopsida, Brassicales, Brassicaceae. The record is from the annotation of a GenBank genome assembly.
AUGUCUCUAGGUUGGUUUGAAUUUGUUGUAUUGGCCUACCUUUUUGUAGGUGGAUCAGAAGAGAAUAUAAGGGAACUAUUCUCCAAAGCAUAUAGAACUGCACCUUCGAUUAUAUUUAUCGAUGAGAUUGAUGCCAUUGGAUCAAAAAGGGAGAAUCAGCAAAAGGGUAUGGACAUGCGUAUGGUGACGCAGUUGUUGAAUUGUAUGGAUCCAAAGUAUAUGCGUCUAAAGCAGAAUGAGAGCAAAGUUUUCCCCGAUGAAUCGGGUUCUAAGAAUGGUCAUGUGAUUGUAGUUGGAGCUACCAACAGGCCUGACUCUCUUGAUCUAGCUUUGAGAAGGAGAUUUAACAAAGAGAUCUACAUUGGUGUGCCUGAUGCUAAAGCAAGGGAAGAGAUUUUCGCUUUGCUAACACGCGAUCUCUCAUUGGAGAGAAAUUUUGAUAGCGCAAAGAUUGUUCGUAUGACUUCUGGAUUUGUUGGAUCUGAUUUUGAAGAUUUGGACAUGGAGGCUGGCACGGUUGCAUUAAACAGAAUUAUAGAUUCAAGAGUAACAGAAGCUUGGACCGAUAUUGAUUCUUUGCCAAGGCAACAAUUGCCAGAGGAAGAGAGGAAAAAAAUCUACCGUACUAGCUUAGAUUUCGAGGAAGCGCUGAAAAAGGUUCAACCUUGUUUAACUAGAGAAGGAUUCUCUACUAGGCCUAAUGUAACGUGGGAUGAUGUUGGUGGUCUUGAUCAUAUAAAAGAGGAGUUCUAUUAUCAUGGAGUUGAAUCUUGUUUAGAGACCGGUUUUUUGCUCUAUGGACCACCAGGUUGUGGUAAGACGUUAGUUGCGCAAGCGGUUGCUAAUGAGGCAGGAGCUAACUUUAUCCACGUUGAGGGUCCUGACCUUCUAAGCAAAUAUGUUGGAGAGACCGAGAAGGCUAUUAGGGAGCUAUUCAGUCGUGCUAGGAUGUCCUCACCAUGCAUAGUCUUCUUUGAUGAGGUGGAUGCUUUAACAACAAAACGUGGAGAGCAAGGUGCUUGGGUUGUCGAACGACCUUUGAAUCAGUUACUCGUUGAAUUGAGUGGCGGCAAACAACGAGAUGGUGUCAUAGUGAUUGCUGCUACAAACAGUGAAGCUGCCGCGAACCUCGCACGUGCCAAAAACACGCACAAAGAAACGCCAAGUUACCACGAUUAUUAA